Molecule: messenger RNA, 447 nt
Organism: Epinephelus lanceolatus (giant grouper)
Lineage: Eukaryota; Metazoa; Chordata; Actinopteri; Perciformes; Serranidae
Source: RefSeq, a predicted model, not a curated record
GUAACAUUGUGGGAGUGGGCCAGUGUAUCAUACAUGGCAUGACUGUAGUCAUCAGAAAGAAGUUCUCCGCCUCGCGUUUCUGGGAUGACUGUGCCAAAUACAACUGCACUAUUGUGCAGUACAUUGGUGAGAUCUGCAGAUACCUGCUGAACCAGCCAGUUAAGGACACAGAGAAGCAACAUCGGGUGCGCAUGGCACUGGGCAACGGCCUGCGCCAGUCCAUAUGGGAGGAGUUCAUGAAGCGUUUCAACAUCCCACAGAUAGCAGAGUUCUACGGAGCCACAGAGUGCAACUGCAGUCUCGGCAACUUCGAUAACAAGGUUGGAGCGUGUGGCUUCAACAGUCAGAUUCUACCGUUCAUCUACCCCAUCAGACUGGUGCGGGUUGAUGAGGAGACCAUGGAGCUCAUUAGGGGACCUGAUGGUGUCUGUAUUCCCUGUAAACCUG